CCGGAUCAGACCGAGUGUUGUUUGGGUGCGCGCUGAGGCCGAGAAGACUAAGCUCGCAGGGCUCGCCACGCGCAGGAUCCCCAAACGGGGACACAUGUUCUGCUUGCGCGGCUGCUCCAGGCUCGUCUGCUCCUCGUCGCUCAUGGCCACCAAACCUCAUCGUCUUCACCAAAUUGUUGCUGGUGCUACUCUUCAGGGCGCCUCCAAGAAGCCUAGGACACUGAUGGUUGAUUCCGCCAUGCAAGACGGAUUCUCUAAGUACGCUGAGUAUCUCAAUGAACUUAAUGAUAAACGGGAGAGAAUUGUAAAGGCAAGUCGUGAUGUGACAAUCAAUAGCAAAAAGGUCAUAUUCCAGGUACACCGGAUCAGCAGAGGAAAUAAAGAAGAAGUUUUAGCUAAUGCAGAAAAUGAUCUUGCAAAUGUGACCAAGCAAUAUAUGUCAAAGCUAGUUAAGGAAUUGCAAGGGACCGACUUUUGGAAGCUUAGAAGAGCAUACACUUUUGGAGUUCAAGAGUAUGUCGAAGCUGCGACACUUUGCAACUUUUGCAAGACUGGAACUCUCUUGAACCUUUCUGAGAUCAACGCUAGCUUGCUCCCUCUUAGUGAUCCAUCUAUUGAACCCUUGCAGAUAAAUGUCCUUGACUACAUUUUGGGGAUCGCAGAUCUCACCGGAGAACUGAUGAGGCUAGCAAUUGGUCGAAUAUCAGAUGGAGAAGUUGAAUAUGCUAAGAAGAUAUGCAGCUUCGUACGGGAUAUUUAUCGGGAGUUAACUCUUCUAGUACCCAUUAUGGAGGACAAUGCUGACAUGAAGAAGAAAAUGGAAACUAUGCUUCAAAGUGUAGUGAAGAUUGAAAACGCUUGCUACAGUGUACAUGUUCGAGGAUCAGAGUAUAUUCCAUUGCUAGGUACCAAUGAUCCCGAUUUCUCCCUCUUUGGUGCAGCCGACUUCGAACCAUGAAUAAGAAACUCUACUUGUCAGGCAUUGUUUAGUCUUUGCUGAUAUAAUUUUGAAUCAAGACUUUGAUACCAAUGCCAUUGCCAAGCUUGGCAUUCUAUGCCUCUUGGAAAUUUGAAUUUCACUUGCAUUCUGUUCACUUGGUACUGGCAGCUCUUUUAUGAAGCUUCUUCAUCCUUUCCCUUUCUCUGUUUACAAACAUUUUACUUGUUUCUCAAGAAUGUAUUUUGGUGGUUGGGCUGAUGCUAACAUUGGAGAAAUUUUGAGAAUGAUGCUUGUGAGAAUAUGGUACUGUAUCACUGUAUCAUGUGGUUCAUUGCAUUGAAACCUUAAAGUUUUCUCUGCAAAGCUGCAAAUUAGCUUGAACUUUUUCACUUUUUUCCUUAAUCAACUUUCUGAAGUGUUGGUAUUGAA
Molecule: messenger RNA, 1369 nt
Organism: Dioscorea cayenensis subsp. rotundata (Guinea yam)
Lineage: Eukaryota; Viridiplantae; Streptophyta; Magnoliopsida; Dioscoreales; Dioscoreaceae
Product: translin-associated protein X
Cellular component (GO): cytoplasm; nucleus
Molecular function (GO): sequence-specific DNA binding; RNA endonuclease activity; RNA binding
Source: RefSeq, a predicted model, not a curated record